Molecule: messenger RNA, 1125 nt
Organism: Cucurbita maxima (winter squash)
Lineage: Eukaryota; Viridiplantae; Streptophyta; Magnoliopsida; Cucurbitales; Cucurbitaceae
Product: transcription repressor OFP8-like
Exons: 1
Coding region: 182-961 (259 amino acids)
Biological process (GO): negative regulation of DNA-templated transcription
Source: RefSeq, a predicted model, not a curated record
UAUUCUAUUUUCUCUAUUAUUAAAUCCUUCUGUAUAUCGAAAUUUUGAGAAAGUUUUUAAAUUGAGUCACAGGUGAAGUUGGCUUAAAUAAAAAGCAUUCCCACUUUUGGUUUCUCAUGCAUUUCUCACUCCUCCUUCACACUCUGCAAUUUUCCUUUUUCUUCUUCUUCUUCUUUCUCCAAUGGAGACCCGCUUCAAGCUCCGCCUCUCUCGCAUGUUCCAAUCCUCUUUCGUCUCUUGCCGUUCCCGUUAUCUCUCCGAUAUCAUUCACAAACCCGUCUUCGUUCCGUCGGGACCUGCCCAAACCGUUGCUUCCUCUAGCCAUCGGCUUCUCCCCCAACGCAAAAUUUCCCGCCGGUUCUCUUUUGUUCCUUUCCCAUCUGCAGUUCCUGGCGGCCGGAUCUGCCCUCUGGCGUCCACGAUUUCGCCCUUCCCGGAGAAUGUGACCCAUGAGAAAAUUUCGACGACGAAUAGGAAGAAAAAGAAGAAGCAGAGGAAACAGAGGAAGAAGGAGAGUCCGUUUUGCCAGUUCAGUUCGUUGUCUCUGGAGUCAAACUUCGACGGUACUUGGUGGUACAGUUGCGACGACGAGGACGAAGACGACGAAGCGGACACCAUUUUUUCUUCGAAAUCGCGCUCUUCUGAUUCCUCAACGUCACGCCGACGGUAUAAGUCUCGCCGGAGAAGAGGAGGUCGUAGCCGAAGCUCUGAAAUGGGGGUGUUACCAUUGACGGGGAAAGUGAAAGAUAGCUUUGCAGUGGUGAAGAAAUCGAGCGACCCAUAUAACGAUUUUAGAUGCUCGAUGUUGGAAAUGAUUGUUGAGAAACAGAUUUUUUCUGGUAAGGAUCUUGAGCAGCUGUUGCAGUGUUUUCUCUCCUUGAACUCCCACCAUCACCAUAAUGUCAUUCUUGAGGUUUUCACAGAGAUUUGGGAGGCUCUGUUUUCCGACUGGGGAUCCUGAUAUGAACAUGAAAACUCUAAUCCCUUCGUUCUCCUUUUGUUCUUAAGAACUUCUAUUGCUUAUUUAAUCGAACUCUUUCUUCCCCUUGUGUAUAAUUUCCAUUUCUUGUUUUCUCCUCACUUGAAAUUCAAGAAUGAAGAAAGAACAUCAGCAUAUUGAAAACA